Molecule: messenger RNA, 3620 nt
Organism: Doryrhamphus excisus (bluestripe pipefish)
Lineage: Eukaryota; Metazoa; Chordata; Actinopteri; Syngnathiformes; Syngnathidae
Gene: lactbl1a
Product: lactamase, beta-like 1a
Source: RefSeq, a predicted model, not a curated record
UAAAAAUAAUACCAAGGUAAUUUUAAAAUGAUUCAAGACAUCCAAAUAUAAACGCAAUGUAUUUUAUUCGUCCACGUUCGUACUUAUUUUGUUAUAAGUGCAAGAGAUUUGAAAAGAUGUCGUGAAAAAGACUACACCACCUCCUUUUGUUGGUCUGCGUUCGCCUAUAUUAAUUAGGGCUCGGGCACUGACAGUGUGAAAGCACUAUUGUAAUCGUAAUGUUUGAUAUUAUUAUCAUUAUUCUCCCAAAAUGAUUGCGAUUUUGAGGGCCUUAACAUGCCCGAAAACUCACCAAAUUUGGCGAGCGCAUCAGGUCUGGCGAAAAAUUUUAUAUUUUAUGGGUUUCAAAUAUAAUGUUCUAAAACUAACUCACUAGCGCCACCUUGAAAUUAAAAAAAACAACCUCUGGUCUAUGACUGUGUGUGUACAUAGACUCUAUAGCACCACCAACUGGUGGAAAUGUAUAUCUGCCGUAACUUCCUCCCACAUGGUCGGAUCUGCCCGAAUUUUUUUCUGGUGGUUUGGGGUACCCUCUGGUCUAUGACUGUGUGUACAUAGACUGUAUAGCGCCACCAACUGGUGGAAAUGUAUAUCUGCCGUAACUUCCUUAUGGAUGGUCGGAUCGUCUCAAAAUUUUUUUGGGUGGGUUGGGCCGCCAAACAGGACUUGACCACGUACCCGCCUUGGCACCGGUGUCGCCCCCUCCUGGUUGAAAAUUAUAAGUGUCGUAUCUCCCUUGCGCCUUAUCCAAUUGCACCAUUUUUUUUUCGACCGUACCCCCGAGCUGUGCCGGGGUGCUCGAGCCCGCUCAUCACUGCUUGCAGUUUUAAUUUAAUUUUAUUUCUUUUAAUUGUUUUUCUAAUUGUUAGUGCCCACUUUGUAAUGCUUAUGACCGCCAUCUACAGGAAUGGAGUAAAAAUACACAUGUUUAGGAUUACUCUACCUUGGCUGUUAUACAAAUUGGGAAAAUACAAUUUUGAUAUUAAUUAUUAAUUAUAUUACUUUAUACCUGACCACAUACAUACAGUAUAUAACACAUUCGCUAGUAGUGCACUGCAGUCCACAAGCCCUCAUUGGAUUUGACUGUUCAGCGGCUCCCUGAAGAUUAUGAUGUCACCGUAGAAAGAGCAUCACAGGGAUCACAAUCAAGAUUAUCUGGAAAGGAGUAGAGUCUGUGUGAAAGGGCAGUACUAAGGAGAAGUGGCAGCAUUGGCUUCCACACAAACCUGUACUAUACUUAAGUAAUCUUUUUGAACCUCACAGGGAAUAUAACAAGUAAAAUACAAUAUAACAACUAUACCUAAACCAAGCUUUAAACUGGAAGAUGAAGGUAAAAUGGACUAUGUUGGGCAUGGUUGUUUUUUUCCUGCUCUCUGUGGUUAUGACCUUCUGCUUCAUAUGGCAAUACAGGAUACCAAAGUUGAAGACAGUGGCUAUACAAGAAGCACCAGUUGAAGAGAUGUGCCCACGUUAUCCCGAGCCUGUGCCCCUCAAACAUCCCAUCAUAGCAUUGAGGGUGGCUUUAGAGAAGGUUGAUCUUCUUCUGAGGACCAGUGUUGAUCGUACUAAGCUUCCGGCGCUGUCUGCUGUUUUAGUUUUAAAUGACUCUGUUCUCUGGAUUGGUAAUUUUGGGAAGAAGAACAUAAGUGACCCGGAAUCAACCGCACCCAAUGAGUACACAGUGUACAGAAUAGCAAGCCUCUCCAAGAUCUUUCCGACUGUGAUGUUGUACAAGCUGUGGGAAGAGGGACUCGUGGGCUCCCUGGAUGACUCUCUGGAGAAGUACGCAGACAACUUCACCAUCAAGAACCCUCUUGGAAGGAGUGGCAAGUCAGCAUCCUCCCGAGUCAGGACCUUCAACAGACGUUUACCAGCAAUUACCUUGCGAAGGAUGGCCAGCCACCUCUCUGGAUUACCCCGAAGAUUAAGGUCAACUAAUCUCCUUUGGAGUGGAGACACCCAAGCGGCCCUUAAUUUGUUACAGGAUGAUGUCCUUGUUGCAGAUCCUGGAACAAAAUGCCACUAUAGCAAUGUUGCCUUUUCCUUACUGGCCAACAUCCUGGCCCAGAAGCUGACUGGAAUGGACUUUGAGAAGUGGGUUUUCCAUAAUAUUUUGGAUCAGCUCGGAAUGGAGAACACUGGUUUCGAUAUGACUCCUGUGAUUCAGAGACACAUGGCAGUGGGUGUCUAUAGCAACGGUCAGCCCGCACCUCUAUACGAUUUGGGCUGGUAUCGACCUGCAGGUCAAAUGUUCUCUACAACAGCUGACAUGGCCAAACUUAUAAUGGCGCUUCUGGGCUCAUACAGCAGGACGCUACUCCGAAAGGACACCCUGAACACCAUGCUCGCCCCACUUUUCCAAUGCCAGAGUGGCUACUUUGCUAACUACACAGGCACACCGUGGGAGAUCAACCAACACUUGGGGUACGACUUGGUAAGAAAGGAUGGAGAUUUGGAUGGCUAUGCAGCCUCGCUCUCCCUUGUGCCACGACUUAAACUGGGACUGGUGAUCUUGAUGGCCGGAAUCAGACCGUCAAACGAGGAUUUAGUGAGCAAGGUCUACAGCCAUCUUAUCCCUGCAGUGGAAGGCGCAUUCAGGGAUGCUGAACUCACUCUAAGACCACCACCUGACCCAGCUCCUUAUAUAGGAUUUUUCACUUACAAGAAUAUGACUUUCUAUGAGAUCAAAGCAGGAUCCGACGGUGCUUUGGUCAUGCAGCAAUUUGGACCGCUAGUGGAGAAAAGUGUUCCAUCCGAUUACCAAACCGUCCAUUUAGAGUACCUUCAGGAUAGGGUGUUCAGAGUGGUAUUCAAGAGCCCAUACCCAUGCAAGUUAAUGUUCAACAGUGCCUCGGUCUCCCUGGAGAGACAAGACAGACAACUAUUUAAUUUUUACCUCUUUAAUAAAAAAGGUGUUUCACCAGGUUUCGAUUCGCCAGGACUCAACACGUACAGGGUUAUGCGGCUAGCCAGCAGACCAUAUUUUACCACAUGAAGACAGGACGUUGUCAUGGUGGGAGAAAGUCAAGUGUUUUGCAAGUCUCAAGUCAUAUCCCAAGACAAGACAGGUCGAGCCAAGUCCGAAGUCAACUGUUUAGGGUCAUGGUAGAUGACUACACCCUGGACUGAUUAGGUGGUGAUUGGUCAUACUCAAACUGCAUGAUGGUCAGCCACAUGAGUGCUCACCUAUUUCUGCUUUAUAUAUAUAAUAUAUACACCAGGUCUAGCCAAAUAGAUGCCUCGAUCUUUGGAAUAUUAAAUUAAAAUACAGAAAAUAUACAUCAGUUGUGUUGACAUCCUUCCCUUCACACUUACAUUACACAUUACAUCGUUAUAGAAAGUCAUGGUGUAUAAUAAAUGCUUAUGCAACAUUAAUUAUUGCAUUACAUCCUGGCAGGCACCAUGAGCCAAACUAAGAUGGUAGGCAGGGAUUGCACACUAAGCCAAGAAGCCGUGCUUACGUUGGCCUCACUGUAGUUUCGUCUGGAAAUCUGCAAAUUCAGCCAUUUUUAUGGAAGAAAACAAUUAAAAACAAUUGGAGAUUAAAUACAAUUCAAUGGGUAAAUUCAUGCAUUCAUUCAUUCAUUUUCUACCACUUUUUCCUCACAAGGGUCGCGGGG